Messenger RNA from Exophiala viscosa, 2211 nucleotides. Its product is annotated as fungal-specific transcription factor domain-containing protein. Gene Ontology annotation, molecular function: DNA-binding transcription factor activity, RNA polymerase II-specific; zinc ion binding; transcription cis-regulatory region binding. Gene Ontology annotation, biological process: positive regulation of transcription by RNA polymerase II. The record is from RefSeq and is a predicted model, not a curated record. Lineage: Eukaryota; Fungi; Ascomycota; Eurotiomycetes; Chaetothyriales; Herpotrichiellaceae. The transcript is spliced from 2 exons. Bases 64 to 1902 code for a protein of 612 amino acids. Gene Ontology annotation, cellular component: nucleus.
AGGCUCGUGACUUUGCGUACACCACAUUUGUAACGUUGGAUAGUAUUACCUAGCAGGGCAAAAAUGCGCGGUGGCAUCAAGAGGUCUCGCACAGGGUGUGCUCGCUGCAAGGAAAGGAAGUUAAAAUGCGACGAAACACGACCACGUUGCAUCCGCUGUCAGAAGAGAAAUACAAUCUGUCCAGGUUAUAGCCAGUUGACUGAGGUCGCUACUCCUGAGCCCUUCUCUCAGUCAGAUUUCUCAACGUCUGUUCCUGUCGACGACACUACCAGCGUUGGUCAUCAUGAUAUCUUUGACUUCGAUCCUCUAGCAACGGACUCUAUCUUCGAUGUACCGUGGUCUACUGCUGAAGACCAUGACUGGGAAGACACCAGCCCCAAAGUCUUCGAGGCCACCUCAUCCAUCACUAUACCUGCUACGACAGCCACCGCGGCUGCGUCAAUUGCCGAUAAUGGUGUCACUUCUUCAACAUCGCUCAUCCGCCGUGGUCGUUCUCAAUCUUUUGCUGUCGAGGCAAUCAGGAAAUCUGCCCAGCUGGACCCAAUGAGCUCAUCUGAAAACCCUUCUCGAGGAAUGAACGACUAUUCAUCACUCUUGGUCGAGUAUUACUUCAAAGAAGUGGCAGGUAUCUUUUCCUGCUACGACAGCCACUUCAACCCAUUCCGAUCUACGGUGUCGAAACUAUGGCAGACUUCCAAUUCUGUCUUUUACGUCCUGCAGAGCAUGGCAGCUGCCUGUUUGUCCGACGUGGUGCCGAGUCUGCACACAGUUGGUGACAAGUUGCGACAUGCUGCGAUGACUUGUGUCGAAGCCGAUAUUCGUGACUCAAAGGUCGAGACAGGGUCAUUGUUGACUCUGAUCAUGCUUGGUCUUUCAGCCAGUUGGCACAAUCCGAACGAUCUUGGCCGCGAACACUUCAACCAGGCCCGCACGAUCAUGGCUGCAUUGACGACCGGACAGACGCCAGCUUUCCUAGAAGUCAACAACAAACGCAACUUACAAUUCUUCAAAGAAGCAAUGAUCUACUGGGAGAUGCUCUUAUCCUAUGUCAGUGACGUCUCGGUGGCACUUCCACUUACACAAGGCCCUGAAAUAUCAAGCUCCGAUUCUCACGAUAUGCUUGAGCCAAGUUUCCCACAUCCCUGGACAGGAGUCGCAAGAGAAGCUCAAGUCCUUGUCUUUGAGGUGGGCCGCCUGGUCAGGAAGGAGCGGCAACGCAUCAAAAAUCGGCCCCUUUUCACAUCCUUGGCCGACAUUGACGAGAGUUACAAGGUCAUCAAUAAAGCUGAGGAGCUCGCUCAAAGGCUGCGAGGAUUACAAUUACCUGCAGAGGAAGCAAUCAUCAAUCCAGGAGACGUCCAAACACCCGUCAAACAUCUCAUUACCAUCGCAGAACUAUAUCGUUUGACUGGCUUACUACAAUUAUACCGUGUCUUCCCGGAUCUACUAUCAGAUUAUGGCACUGACCGGGCGCAACUGGAUUUCUAUGAUCCAGACAGAAUCUCUCCAGAUGGCAUGAACCAAAGGCUUACGGCGUUUGCAGUGGAAAUCGUGGACCUCCUCAGAACACUUCCUAUUGAGUCGGCCACCAAAUGCGUGCAGCCAUUCUUCUUCGUGGCAGUGGCCAGUGAAUUGACUAUUCCGUCGGCAUCAGAACAGACCAACGGGCUCGUGGAGGGCAUAGAGCCAGCGGUAGCUGGCCCUAGCGCCGUCGAAGUGCUCGAUGCCAGGAAGUUCGUUAUUUCAAGGCUCUCGACUUUCGAGCACGUACUCCCAGCCAAACCGCUGAGGCAGAUGAUACAAAUCGUGACUCUAACCUGGGAGCACAUCGAUAAGGGUAUGGCGGACGUCUAUUGGAUGGAUGUGAUGACAGACAAGGGUUGGGAAACGACUUUGGGUUGAUGGUAUCAGGAACAAACCCAUCUCGCGGGACAUGACGCCGGCAAUGAUGACUGCUAUUGCAUCCCACGACCCUGUCGGUACUUCCAGGCCGAGCUGCGCAGGCGUCUGAAUUUCAGCCUUGAUAUUUGCCAAGUCGUUAGCAUUCCCGUCUCUGGACACCAUCUAUUUUGGCCCUGCCAAUAGAUUGUCACAUGUUCGAGGUACACUGUAUAUGCAGUGGACGCGGAGUCAAGGCUAGCCUAAACAUGGAAGGGUGGUACGCCUAAUGACCCACCACCAAGCAUUUGUUUCAAAGGUUUGAUAGCAAGG